This is a messenger RNA of Chara braunii, 4885 nucleotides long. The record is from the annotation of a GenBank genome assembly. NCBI's taxonomy places the organism in Eukaryota, Viridiplantae, Streptophyta, Charophyceae, Charales, Characeae.
UGAUGGCUCUCAUUGCGCCUUCCUUCUGUGGUUAAACAUCCUUGCGAGUUGCACGCAUCUUCUCGGAACGAGAACGAUGUUUCUUGUGGUGAGAAAGAACUGGGUGCACGUAGCGGCGAGCUGCCGGGAGGAGGGGAAAUGGGAUCGGAAGGGUGGUGGAAGCUCCUCCGGUCGAUCAAUUGUCCAUUCUCCAAUCGAGCUGACAAUCCCUUGUGUUUGCCUAUGUAAUCGGAGACGGAUCUCUAAUUUUCGCCAUAUCCUGCAGUUCUUUUUUUGGUCUUCAGAGCUUUGGCCGAAGUUUGAUGGGGGAGCGGAGAAGGGUGCCUACUAUGGAACCUGUAGGUGGGAGAACGCGGAAAGAGCGGCGGGAAAGAUGGACGGAGGGAAGGAGGCAGGCGGGGUGCCUCCGCGAGUGUCAUUCCCUCAUGCGUUUAGAAGCAAGAAUGCGUUUGCGGGUGCGGUCAGUGAAGGCAAGUGUGCGGAGAAAGAUGAGGGAAGUGUGUUGAUUGGCCUCUUUUGGUCGAUGCAGAGUACAGCGCAUGGAGGGUCGGUUGUCUUCCCUAAUGUCACGGACAGAUCGAGGAAAAUUUGUGAUAUGCGGGCACGAUACGAGGGGUUGAUAGAGGCAUCAUCUGCAGUCUCGAGAUGUGCAUGCGAGUUUGCUGCAGCGUCAAAGGAGCUUGCAAAUUACUUCACGGAGGCUUUUGGCAAAAUCGACCAUUCAGAAAUAUCGGCUGUUUUCACACAAGUGGGUCAUGUGCAGCAGGAGGUUUCAGACUUGCUUGAGAACUUCGUAUCUGAUAUCGGUUCAACUCUGAUAUCACCUACGGAAGUCCUGCUAGUCGAACUGAGACAAAUAGAGGCUGCUAAGAAGGAUUGUGAUGAAAAAAAGAUGGUACACGACUUGUACCAUGCUCGUGUGAUGAAGCAGAAAGGGAGCAGAUAUUUGAAUGGGACCUCGAAUGCAACAUUUCAUGAGAAGGAACUCCAGCAGGCUAAGGAGGAUUAUGAUGAGUUCACCAUGCAAUUUGGUUGCCGCAUGACAGCGCUGGAACAAAAGAAGCCACGGAGCCUAAUCUCACAAGCAAUGAAAUACCAUCACGCACAGACGAAGUUCUUCUCCAAUGGUAUGAUGAGUGUGCAAUCCAUUGAGCCUUUCAUGAGGCAAACAGCUCAGCAGAAUCACAUGGAUCUACAUGAGGCUAUGUCCCCAGGAGACCCCUGCAUGGGCGCAGAACGGGCAUUGUCAGAUGAUGAUGGUCUGGCAAGCUCAAGUGACAUGGAUCGGCAGGCCGUCUGGGAGCACGAUUCCUGGGAGGAUUGUGGAACCCUUGGUAGUCCAGUGUGGACACCACGAUGUCAAUCCGCCAUGGAGAUAAAGGAACUCCCAGAAGAACUUCCUCCACAGUGGAGCGCUGUGUUGUCUGGUUUGAACAACAGCCUUCGUGAAAUUGGGGCGGAGAGUCUUGAUCAGAAGGAUGCGAUGUUUGCUAUGAACACCAUGGUCAUGGCUGCGCUGGAAUCUGGGAAGGUGCCUGCUGGCAGUCGUCGGCAGAGUAAUAGGCAGUCCUGUAGGCCCCCAGACACUGCUGUGAAUUAUGGAACUAGCAAGUCUGCACCCCUGACAUCAGCUGGUCUCCCUGUGAAUAUGGAGGUCGCACCAGGAGGGAUAAAUAUGGGAAAGGCAAAUGUUUUUGGCCGUCCUCUUACCUCCCAGCCCACUCUGAGCAAAUCUGGCCCAUUGCUUCUUUCUCCACUUCAUCCAGAUCGGCAGGGUGAGCAGAACAGUACAAAUAUAGCUUUCUGUGACAGAAUCCCCUCAGCUCAAGCAGUACACUUGAAGGACACACCCACGGAUAAUGGUGCAAAGCCACAAUCACAAGGCUGCUUGCUCGUUGGUGCCUUGCCUCGGAAAGGGAACCGGCAGGCUGGAGAAGUGAGUAAAUCUGGACCACUGCCUUAUACCGCUCGGGGCAACGGUGUUAUGCAAAACCCGGGUAAUCCACCGGCAACCCAGGCAACAAUGACGACACGGUCAGCAGCUGCGGAUGUCCGAGGGCACCCGAACAUUUCACCAGCUGAUCGAAUGCCGUUGCAGCAGCAGAAGGCCCAGCAUGUACAGAGUCAGUGGAAUCAGCAACAGCCGUCAAAUGUGUUGGCAUCGAGGAAAAUUGUGGAAAAGCGGCCAAUUGUGAGCAAAUCUGGUCCCCUUGUGACAUCUGGUGCCAAACUUCGCAUGGGUAACUCAGCUGGUGUAAAUGGUUUCCCGUCAAGGGGUGGCGAAAAUGUUCUCAUCAGUGCGAGUCAGAAUGGGCACGGAUGCAUUGCAGAUACUCUCAAUUUGAUGGAGCCCCUGCCAGCCUACCAGGGAAUCCCUCAUUCUUGCCCUGUGUUGCAAACCGGUCCACAACAGGUGAGGUUUUCCCUGGAUGGUGGCACAGGAAUGGGAACCUUCAAAUCAGGACCCUUGCAGACAAGGCCGCCACCUCGCCUUCCAAGCUCACCACCAAUCUCUCCGAUUGCAUCUCCUACUUCAGGGUUGUCACCACGAAGUGGUGAGGUUCACCAGCUUCCCCCCCCUCCUCUAAACUGUUCAGAUAAAUCUUCAGCAUUGCCGCCAAGUGCUCAUAGUGGAGUUCUUCAUCCACCGUCUGCUCCACAAGCUGUGCCACAAUCGGGAGCUUUGAGCACAAGUCCAGGAACUGGUGCUUCUACGGUUGCAGUGUCUGCAUGCACAUCAGCAUCACCACUUCCACCUCCUCCGCUUCAUUCCCUUCGCAGUGUUUCUCCAGUCUCAACAAGUGGUUCCAUCCGAAACAAGGUGUCUAAUAGUAGGAUAGGAAAUAGUGGGUUCCUCAUUGAUCAGCCAGAGUCUGUGGCUCAGCCAUCUUCACCUACAUCAACAUGUUCUUCAACAGUGACUUCAACGGGGCAGGUAUCUGCAUCGGUCGCUUCAGCCCUUCGAGAGCCAAGCACCGCAAAUUCAGCAAGUCCUGUGACCAAUGCAGAGAUGGCCAAGUCAGCACUAUUGUCUUCGUCUUGCUUGCAGAACCCAAAAUUCAAGAGGAGUUUGUCAUUCAAUCAAACUGUGUCAUACUCGUCAGGUGGACUGGUGGAUGGAGGUUUGAAGGAUGCUGUGGCAUCGCGCACUGUUGCUUCUACUCACACGCUCUGGGCUACAAAGACAAGGCUAGGUUGCUUGAACACAUGAGUGCAGCAGACUUUGAAUGGCGAUGGGUGGAUGAUGGCAGCCAACAAUCAGGGAUUCCAGUAGUGCCAGAGUGGGACCGUCUUCCAGACACAAAGAAAGAGAGACUGCUCCAAAUUCUUGCGCAUGCGGUUAUCAUCCGGAGGGAGGUUUUUUUUGAAGAAAGCUGUCCAUUCCCCAGAGGCGCACUCACACUUGCAGACUACGGCGAUGUCCAAAAUUUCAGCCUGGAUACCUGAGAGACUGACCCAAUCGCAACCAUGUUGCAUGCUCCCUAUGGAAUUAUCAUUUAUGCAGGUGUGAUGUGUUUGUAAAGAACCAGUACCUUCCUGGAAAUGGCUGCGGCGGUAAACACAGAGGCCGCGUUUUGGAUGAUCUGUCUGGGCCUGCCUUCACUGGGGUCAAUCUAUAAAUGAUGAUGGAUGGAAAAACUGUCAGGGCGCCGUGGAAGGGUCCAAGGUAGUGGUGUAAAUUGCCAGCGCCAUUUUCAGAAUAUGCAGAUCAAGACCUGUUUGAUCGCACACGGGCAAGUGUUGCCGUUAUUAUCCCUUGUCUGUAGGACCGUGCGUUUCCAUGGACCUACAGAGGAUUUCCCAAGUUGCCGCGGAUGCUGAGUGGCGAACACAUAGGGUGUUGGUGUGAACAUGACGAGGACCGUCCGUUGCAGCUUGAAGCACAGUGAGUGUGUGUGUAUGUGGUGGAAGGCCUUGAAUCUCGAACAAGACCGGAGGCGGGACCAAAGCAGGGUGAGAUUCUGGAUAUGUGGAGGAAGGCCCUGAAUCUCGAACAAGACCAGGGACGGGACCAAAGCGGGGCGAGAUGCGGGACCACAUGUGGAUCGUGUGUCCCAGGGGGAAAGGCUGGUGGGUGGCCUGCAGCAGUGGUAGGUGUAAGGACAUGCAGAGUUAAUCAGAAAGGACAUGGAGGUUUAUCAAUUACCUGGAAGAAUUGAAGAUUGGGCCCCGUGCAGGCAGGUGUUGUUUUUUCUGUAGGAUGCCAAAAAUUUCAAGUGGGUGGCCCAAGUGCUUGUUGGAAUUGUAAAGAGAUGAGAUGAAGCAUAUGCAAUGGAUGGCAGGGAUGGCCACUGCAGUACUUAUGGUUGAACAGAGGGACUACGAGGUCUCCCGGAUGUGUACACGAAGAAGAGUAAGUGAGCAAUUUUAUGUGAGAUCCUGUUUUGUUGCUCUGAGAAGAGACAGCGUAGGUAGAGGGUUUAGCAGAUGUGUCUGAUUAUAGCAUGGUCUUUGAUGAUGACGGCCGUUUUGUUCGCCAUCCGACCAUGACUUACAAAUGGUUGAUCGUCUCUCUCUGUCUCUGGAGGCAGCAUUCAUUUUCUCUGAAGAAUUCUUCUCUUGAUGACGGUGAGUUGAUGUCUUCUGGAUGCAGAGGGGUUCUGCAUUAUCUGCACUGUACAUUUAAUCACGAGUGAGCGAGUGAGUGCUAAAGCAACAUGCUUUGAAGUUGGAAUGGGCUAUAUAUUUGCUUUUGCAGCGUUUGCAUGGAGUCUAGCUGUACGGUUUCCUGUCGGAUUGCCUGUUGCUUGUGGCCCGCGCUUCAGAAUCUGGCCCGUAGCUUGCAACAAUGCCCUUGCCUGACUACUAUUUUGCAUAUUUGUGUGUCUAUCGACAUUGCUUUGUUGCUGUUUAAUGUAUGUCUUGACACGUGUUGCGGAAAGUU